UGGCACUUCAGUGAAGUUCGUACAGUUGUAUUGUCUGUCAAGAGAGUGUGGACGUACUGACGGUGCACUUUGUUAUUUAGUUUCUUUGUUAAUGCUUUCACAUCCUGGUAGCUUCAUUUUAAACAUUCGUUCCUAGAAAAAGAUAAACUAAUUUACUGAAAUGCCUCAAUACAAGGUACGAGUUAAAUGGCAAAAUGAGCUGUUUCCGGAUGUCGAGGUUAAUACUGAGGAGGAGCCUAUGUUGUUCAAGGCUCAGUUGUAUGCCCUCACAGGUGUCCAGCCCCAGAGGCAGAAGGUCAUAAUCAAAGGCACGACUUUGAAGGACGAUAAUUGGAAUAUUAAUUUAAGAGAUGGGGCCAUGGUACUAAUGAUGGGUUCCAAAGAAGAAGAUGUUCCUCAGGAGCCUGUAGAGAAACCAGUGUUUAUAGAAGAUAUGAGUGAGCAAGAAUUGAACACUGCGCUGGACUUACCAGUUGGCUUGAAAAAUCUCGGCAACACGUGUUACUUAAAUGCCACAGUUCAGUGCUUGAAAACUGUACCUGAAUUACGUGAGGCUUUAAAGAGUUUUAAUGGAGGACUGAUCAUGCCUGAGAGUAGUAUGCAGUUCCAGGCAUCCCAUUGCGUCACAGCUGCUUUAAGAGAUUUGUACGAGGGAAUGGACAAGGGCUCUACUCUCCCACCAGUUAUUCUGGUUCAGAUGAUGCAUUGUGCUUUCCCAAGAUUUUCUGAGAAAACCAAGAUGGGCGAUUUUCAGCAGCAAGAUGCUAACGAAUGCUGGACAGAACUCGUACGAAUGUUGCAACAAAAGUUGCCACCAAAGGAAAAUUCUGUUGAGUCGGGAGAAGCUUCUUACAAGGCCAAAUCAAUAAUUGAUCAAUAUUUUGGUGGUACUUUUGAUACAGAACUAAAAUGUAUUGAAACAGAAGAUGAGCCACCAACACAGGGAAAAGAAGAAUUCUUGCAACUCAGUUGUUUCAUUUCAACUGAAGUAAAAUACAUGUUCAAGGGUCUUGAAGAUAAAUUGCAGGAACAAAUCACACGAAAGUCGCCAGUUUUACAGAGAGAUGCCCUGUACACGAAAACAGCAAAAAUUAGUCGAUUGCCAGCAUACUUGACAAUUCAAUUUGUUCGUUUUUUUUACAAAGGAAAGGAUCAAGUAAAUGCAAAAAUUUUGAAAGACGUAAAGUUUGAAUUGAACUUUGAUGCGUUUAAUUUGUGCACAAAGGAAUUACAAAGUAAGCUUACGCCGAUGCGUGAAAAGUUUCUAAAGUUGGAAGAAGCUCAGCUAAAACAAAUUAGGUCCAAGAAAAAGAUGGAGAAAAAGGAAGAGGAAGAAAAAAAAGAAACCAAGAAAGAGCCAUUUUGGUUCCCAGACGAUCUUGGCUCAAAUAACAGUGGCUACUACGAGCUACAAGCGGUGUUGACGCAUCAAGGCCGCACAAGCAGCAGCGGUCACUACGUGGGUUGGGUUCGCCAGAAGGGAGACACUUGGCUAAAGUGUGACGACGAGAACGUCAGCGUGGUGACAAGUGAAGAUGUGCUAAAACUAAGCGGUGGCGGUGAUUGGCACUGCGCUUACGUUUUACUUUACGGUCCGCGAAUAUACGAAACUCCCAUUGAGGAGCAGGAGAAAGUUGCCGCGGAAUCCGUAACUACCUCAGAGCCCAUGAGCACCGAGGAGACCUCAUUUCAAAACUAGCUUGAUUGAUCAAGUGAGAAGCAUCGUUUGCAACGAUUGAGCUCGUAUGUGGAGGUGAAAAAAGUCAUGGAUUGUGCUUUCAAGCCCGUACUACCUUUAUUUUGGGUUAACGCUUACCAGCUUGGAACACAUAAACAUCGUUUUUCAUGCAUACUAUGAUGUUUCCUCCCCAGUUAUGACAAACAUUAUUUGCAGCUUGUCCGGAAUUCCCUUCUUUUUUUUCAAUAUCAACUAAGAACACUUGUUUAAAAGGACAAUGCUAGAUUUAUUUUUCAUAAUGGUUUGUGAUUGCGUGAAAUGUAUCUCAUGUAUUCAUUCAGAAAAAUCAUUAUGAUAUAAUCAAUAUCAUGUUUUAUACCAGACUCAAUUUCUAGAAGUGAAAGCAU
Messenger RNA from Copidosoma floridanum, 2085 nucleotides. RefSeq names its product ubiquitin specific protease 14 (gene Usp14). The record is from RefSeq and is a predicted model, not a curated record. Lineage: Eukaryota; Metazoa; Arthropoda; Insecta; Hymenoptera; Encyrtidae. Gene Ontology annotation, molecular function: protein binding; proteasome binding; cysteine-type deubiquitinase activity. Gene Ontology annotation, biological process: protein deubiquitination; proteasome-mediated ubiquitin-dependent protein catabolic process; regulation of proteasomal protein catabolic process.